This is a messenger RNA of Syngnathus acus (greater pipefish), 1489 nucleotides long. It is a transcript of the gene dhrs1, whose product is annotated as dehydrogenase/reductase (SDR family) member 1. The transcript is spliced from 9 exons. Bases 282 to 1202 code for a protein of 306 amino acids. NCBI's taxonomy places the organism in Eukaryota, Metazoa, Chordata, Actinopteri, Syngnathiformes, Syngnathidae. The record is from RefSeq and is a predicted model, not a curated record.
UGCAACUACUACCUGUUGACCUUUGUGCCGCUCACUCUUUCCCCCAUUCCAUGACUAUGAAGUAAUCGUGAAUGCACUGGCGUCAUCACGUGAAUGGUGACCAAUUGCUGUACACGCCCCGUUAUUUUUUUUCUUCUUUUUUUUUCUUGUUGACCAUGGCCACAAGAAGAACCUAAGUGACGCUGCACUUUUUUUUGCUUUAAGUUGUGUCGUGCCUCUCAUUGUUGCCACUCACUACCGAACAGCGUCUGUCCAAGAAAAUCCGAGCUGAAAACGAGAACAUGUCCCUGUCCGGUUGGAUCUGCGUGGUCACAGGUGCCUCCAGAGGCAUUGGUAAAGGAAUCGCCCUGCAGCUUUGUGAGGCAGGCGCUACCGUCUACAUCACAGGACGGAAGGAAGCGCCUCUUAAUGAAACAGCAACACAGGUAAACCAGAGGGGUGGAAAGUGUGUGCCGGUCAUCUGUGAUUCAACUAAUGAUUCAGACAUUGAGAAACUCUUUGAACGCAUAAAACUGGAACAAAGUGGCAGACUGGAUCUCCUAGUAAACAAUGCAUACGCUGGAGUACAGACCAUCUUUGAGAACCAGGGGAAAAAGUUCUGGGAGACGGAGCCGUCUAUGUGGGAUACCAUAAACAACACGGGCCUAAGAAGCCACUAUAUCUGUUCGGUGUAUGCGGCCCGUAUGAUGGUCGCUCAAGGUCAAGGUUUGAUCAUCACCAUUUCAUCCAUGGGAGGAGUGCGAUAUCUCUUCAAUGUUCCAUACGGUGUUGGGAAAGCGGCAUGUGACCGCAUGGCAGCAGAUAUGGCUUUGGAGCUUCGCAAAAGCGGCGUGGCAUCCAUCAGUCUGUGGCCCGGACCAGUGAAGACAGAGAUAAUAGAAGAGAUGGUGCUUUCAGAUGAUUCACAACAGAAAACUAAGGAUGUGUUUGUCAAUGGAGAAACCACUGAAUUUAGUGGCCUGUGCAUUGUCAACCUUGCUCAAGAUAAAAACCUGAUGUCGCUGAGUGGAAAAAUUCUCAUGACCUGUGAACUGGCGAGGCGUUAUGGGCUCCGAGACUUUAACGGGCGCAGUGUUGAAGACUUCACCUCCGUGAAGUUCCUGCUGACCCAAGUUCCGCGUCUCUCCUGGCUCUCAUAUGUGGUCCCUUCUUUUAUAAGAAUUCCACGCUCUAUGCUUUCCAUGGGUAGCACCAAUGUCUAGCCACAUGAUGUGGCGUGGAAAACCUCUUUGUGAUGCAACUGCCACAAGUGCCUAUUGAAAUUAAGAAAAAAAAUAAUAAUAAAGAAUCUGAGGAUGGUAAUAUUGUGAGUGAGCUAGAAGACCUUGGAAAAUGUGAUUUGUUAAAGAGACAGUCCCAUUGAUAAUAUAGGUUCAAUAAUAUUGGCUCUGGGCAGAUAACAUUGACAUUGUAGCACAAAGAGGCUGAAGUCUAAUGGCUUACAGCCGAGAGAAAUGCCAUAAAAUAAUGAAAGUAAACUGAUGGAAAU